Prunus avium (sweet cherry) is the source of this 1930-nucleotide messenger RNA. Its product is annotated as 7-deoxyloganetin glucosyltransferase-like. NCBI's taxonomy places the organism in Eukaryota, Viridiplantae, Streptophyta, Magnoliopsida, Rosales, Rosaceae. The record is from RefSeq and is a predicted model, not a curated record. Gene Ontology annotation, molecular function: quercetin 3-O-glucosyltransferase activity; quercetin 7-O-glucosyltransferase activity.
AUUAAGUCUCUGUUUCUCUCUUCUUCUUUUUCCAUGCGUUUCUCUGUUUACACAUUGAUGGUGGUUUUAUGUUUGAAAGAUGUUAUGAGCUGAUGUUGAACAGGUGGUUUGACCAGCUUGAGCUUGUGGGUGUUUUGGUGUAGGACCCGACUGUAGUUCGAAUCACAUAGGUGUCCAAAAGAAAAUUUAGCCCACCCCUGUAAAAAAUCCUAGAUCUGCCAUUGCACACUUAGUACCCUAAGAGCUAAGAAUUAAGAUAGAAAAGAGAGAGAAAUAGAAAUGGAUGGCGUUGGAGUAGAAGUUAGCAAGAGGCCUCAUGCUGUGUGUCUCCCAUUCCCAGCUCAAGGUCACAUAGGCCCAAUGAUGAAGUUAGCAAAGCUCCUACAUCACAGAGGUUUUCACAUAACCUUUGUCAACAGUGAGUACAACCACAAACGCUUGCUCAAAUCCCGAGGCCCCUCCGCCCUCCACAUCUCCCAGGACUUCUGUUUCGAAGCCAUCCCCGAUGGUCUGCCUCCUACGGACGCUGACACUACGCAAGACAUCCCGUCUCUUUGUGACUCCACAAGCAAGACUUGCUUAGGACCAUUUCGCAACCUGCUUGCUAACCUUAGUCUUGACAAGGCCCUCCCACCGGUGACUUGUAUUGUCUCCGAUGGUGUCAUGUCAUUCACCGUCAAAGCCGGUGAAGAUCUUGGAAUUCCGGUGGCGCUGUUCUGGACUACAAGUGCAUGUGGCUUCAUGGCCUACACGCAGUAUCGCCAACUUAUUGACAAAGGUCUUACACCACUCAGAGGUGAGGCUUCUUUAACAAACGGGUAUUUGGACACCACGAUAGACUGGAUUCCAGGAAUGAAGGAUAUUCGUCUGAGAGAUCUCCCAAGCUUUGUACGUACCACAGAUCCAGAAGACAUGAUGCUAAGCUUCGUCAUGGGGGAGGUAGAAAGAGCUUCCAAAGCUUCUGCUAUCAUCUUAAACACUUACGACACAUUGGAAUAUGAAGUGUUGGAGGCUCUUUCUUCAAUGUUUCCUCCAAUUUACACCAUUGGCCCCAAUCACUUGCUUGUGAACAAGAUUGUUCCUCAGAACACUAUAUUGUCAUCGAUUGGUUCCAGCCUUUGGAAAGAAGAGCCUGAGUGCCUACAAUGGCUGGAUUCCAAGGAACCCAACUCGGUGGUUUAUGUUAAUUUUGGGAGCAUUACUGUUAUGACACCCCUACAGCUUGUUGAGUUUGCUUGGGGUCUUGCUAAUAGCAAAAAGCCCUUUUUGUGGACAAUUAGGCCUGACCUUGUGAAGGGUGACGCUGCUAUUCUCCCAUCGGAAUUUGCCCAAGAAACGAAACAAAGAGGUAUGUUGGUCAGUUGGGCACCACAAGAGGAAGUUCUGAACCACCCUUCUAUAGGAGGAUUCUUGACACACAGUGGCUGGAACUCCACCAUUGAGAGCUUGAGUGCUGGAGUGCCAAUGGUUAUAUGGCCGUUUUUCGCGGACCAGCAGACGAACUGUUGGUUCUCGUGCACUCAGUGGGGAGUUGGCUUGGAGAUUGAUAGCAAUGUGAAGAGGAGUGAAGUGGAGAAGCUUGUGAGAGAAUUAAUGUCGGGUGAGAAAGGGAAAGAGAUGAGAAAGAACGCCAUGGAGUGGAAGGGAAAGGCAGAGGAAGCUACUGGUCCAAGGGGUUCUUCAUUACUGAAUUUGGAGAAGUUGGUUAAAGAUGUACAGCUGCAGCCAUCAAAACCCAAGUAGCUAGAGAGAUAAUCAACCCUGGUCCAGGGGCUUUGAACUUUGCAAUUUGUUUUAUAGAAAAGUAGUCGCAAGUAUUGCCAUCAAUAAUCUUCGAUGACCAUAUGUUAUAUGUCUGAACCAAUACAUGGCUUGAGCCCACUUUUCCCGAUAUUUUAAGCAGUUUGCUACAAUAAUAAUUGUUUUGGCA